CCCGCGGGGACCGGAAGCGGAAGCGGUCCGAAGAUCUGAGGAACCGGAGGCUGAGUGGGAGCGAGGCUUUUUUUACCAAACCUUUUCCAUGAAUUAAUUUGAAACAUCUUGAGUGCUGUGUACACUUCUGUAGUGUUUAAAGAACUGGGUAAGAAGGAUCGUGCAGUGGGGACCAUGGAGGAGUCUCACUUCAACUCCUCGUACUUCUGGCCUGCGGUUCCCACUGUCUCUGGACAGAUUGACAACUCCAUGUUUCUGAACAAAAUGAAGGAGCAACUUAUCCAAGAGAAGGGCUGCAAUUUGGGGUCCCAUUAUCCUACUCUUCUGACUGUUCCCACUUCUGUAUCCUUACCUGCUGGGAUAAGUGUGGAUGGAGAUAAUAAAGUGGAAGUUCACGGAAUCCCUCAUAGCCAGGCUUCAGUCACACAAAACAUCACUGUGCUGCCUGUACCUACCACCGGCCUCAUGACGGCAACUGGCCUGGUGAUCACAUCUCCGUCUGGCUCGUUGGUCACUACUCCAUCAUCUUCAGGUCAGACGUUUCCCAUCUCUGCCCCAAUGAUUGUGUCCACACUCCAUGGCUCCCAGACUCUGCAGGUCGUGUCUGAGCUCACAAAAACUAAAAUUCAAGAAGUAGGAAUCACAGGGAUACAAAAAAGUGGCCGUGGUAGAAAAAAGAAACGCCUUCCAGAACCUACGCUCCCUCACCUCAAUGAUCCCUAUGACCUUUCUAAUGAGGAUGAGGAUGAUCAUCACAAGGAUGGAAAGACCUAUCGAUGCCGCAUGUGCUCACUAACAUUCUUCUCGAAGUCAGAGAUGCAGAUUCACUCCAAGUCUCACACGGAGGCCAAGCCCCAUAAGUGCCCGCACUGUUCUAAAACCUUUGCCAAUAGCUCAUACCUGGCCCAGCAUGUGCGUAUUCACUCAGGGGCGAAGCCGUACACCUGCAGCUACUGUCAGAAGGCCUUUCGCCAGCUCUCUCACCUCCAGCAGCACACACGGAUCCACACGAAGGUGCCUAAUGUUGUAUCCAAGCCCCUCAAGUGUCCGCACUGCUCCAAAACCUUCGCCAACGGCUCCUACCUGGCCCAGCACGUGCGCAUCCACUCGGGGGCCAAGCCCUACAACUGCAGCUACUGUCAGAAGGCCUUCCGCCAGCUCUCUCACCUCCAGCAGCACACACGGAUUCACACUGGAGACAGACCAUACAAAUGCGUACAUCCAGGCUGUGAUAAGGCAUUCACCCAGUUAUCUAAUCUUCAGUCUCACAGAAGACAGCACAACAAAGAUAAACCAUUUAAGUGCCACAACUGUCACCGAGCGUACACGGACGCCUCUUCUCUGGAAGUCCACCUGUCUACGCACACUGUCAAACAUGCAAAAGUCUAUACUUGCUCCAUCUGCAGUCGUGCAUAUACUUCGGAGACGUACCUGAUGAAGCAUAUGAGGAAGCACAAUGCUCCAGACACCCAGUCAUCUCCACCUACACAGGUCCUGACCUCGCAGGGGCAUUUUACUCCUGUGUCUCAAGCACCCACAUCUGAUGGACCCCAAUGCUCAUUCGACAUGAAUCCCUUCAAAACUGACCAUCAUAAGGACUUAUGUCUGACAGUCUCCACCACCGCCAUUCAAGUCGAACAUCUCACCAGCUCCUAGUUGUUUUUCAGGAGCCUAAAUGUCUGGGGAAGAAUUGUGAACCAGACCCAGCGAGGAGAGUGAGAUUGGGGAUUCUGGGUCAGCCUCAACUUGGGCGGGUGGGGGGAAGGAAAGGACAUUUGAAUCCCAAUAUGGGAGGUGUGAGAGGCUGAAUCAGGGUUUCUCUACAACAUGAUGAAGGAAAGGACUGCUGUGCGGCAGCCUCAGCAUGGAGAAAUUCAUGACAACUUCAAAUAGUCAUGAUGGAAAGUACUGCCAAAGUCUGGUUCAGACCAGGUGGAAAGUCUGUGAGACCUCAAAAGUUAGUCUCUCCUGACAUUGAACAAGUGGCACGAUUAAGCUGCGCUGCACAUGCAGUGCCACCUCCCACAGGCUGCGCUGCACACUCCUUACCACAUCCCACAUUGCUAGUUUCAACUUCCCACAGGUUAUGAUGCACUCCCAGUUUCCACCUCCCAAGGCUGUAGAGUCUGUCUACUGUAACACAGCCCUGUAUCCGCAAAUGAAGAUUAAGUGAACAGCACCUAGUGAUCUGGGAAUUCAUAGAGCUAUUUGUGUGGGCACUGUGGGGUGCAUUUUGACAGCAUGUGAGGAAGAUGCACUGUGUAGUGCUGCAUGGAAGGCUCUGGCAGUGUCUCUCGUUGGGGAGGCUGCUCAGCGCAGUGCCACACCGUGGAGAGCCAGUGGCGCGCAGUGUGUGAGGAGGCUGCAAUUUGCAGUGCCACAUGAAAUACUGUGGUGGGCAGUGCCACAAAGCAGGAACUGCCUAUAUGCUGAAUUUGUUGAAGGCAAGAGCAUUUAAGCAUAUUAGACUUUUCUUUUUAUACCCUGAAAAUAAAAUAGAUAUUUGGGAAAUGGGGGGAGGGGGGGUUUGUCUGUUAUUAUGUAUUAUUUUAUCCUUAUUUGGUCCCUCCGUUACAUCCUCCUGGAAGCACACUGCAAAUACAAAGGGGGCGUGAUUAGUACAGACACCACCCAUGUGGGCAGAAUCCUGGUUAUUGGAGUGACGUUCUGCGUUCAAACUUAUAUUAGCUAGAUCUGCUAAUCUUUCAGAGAAGGGGCAAUAAAGCCUUUUAUCCUGAAUAGGCUUAUGUAUAAAUAUAUACCGAACAAAAUGUGUAUAUAUACAUAUAUCCACUGUAGCCUAAUUACUGGUAUUGUUUUUGUUUUAUUUUUUUAUUUUCCCCAGUGGUAGGGAGGGUGGCUGCAUAUUAUGGGCAUGGGGAGGUUGUGGUGGGGUGUCUGUGUUAAAUGAGAUGGCAUCUUCUGCGUUUUCGACAGCUAGGUUUUCUGUCCUGUUUUACUUUUCCUUCUUACAUACUCCUUUUUACUGCUUCUCCAAUAUAAUAUUUGUUUAGACCUUGCAGCUUUGUCUGAUAGUGUCUCCUCAACCAGCCUGAUCUUCUGCCUGUGUCCAUUGAAUGUAUAUUUAUUGAAUGUGGUUGUGUUCACAAUACUUCUCUCUGAGGAUUACUUACAUGUUAUGAUGAUCUCAAUGGACUCUAACCCACCAACCACAUCUGAUGUUUCUCUUCUUCCUUCAGUCUUUUAUGGUGCCUGUCUUUACCUUCUCUUGCAGCAUUGCUUUCCAGUCCUGUCUUGCUUUUCACCUCCACCUCUUUCCACUGCCUCCCCCUCCAUAAAACCAAACUUGGGCUUAGGACAAAUCCAAAUGUUACAACAAUGAAAGGGGAUACUCACCAUGAAUUAGAACCAUUUUUACCCCUGUUUCUAUUAUAUUGUAUAUAAAUAAACCUCUGUAUACAGUGUA
Pelobates fuscus (common spadefoot toad) is the source of this 3427-nucleotide messenger RNA. RefSeq names its product zinc finger protein 384 (gene ZNF384). Gene Ontology annotation, molecular function: RNA polymerase II cis-regulatory region sequence-specific DNA binding; DNA-binding transcription factor activity, RNA polymerase II-specific. The coding region runs from base 175 to 1656 and encodes 493 amino acids. NCBI's taxonomy places the organism in Eukaryota, Metazoa, Chordata, Amphibia, Anura, Pelobatidae. Gene Ontology annotation, biological process: regulation of transcription by RNA polymerase II. The record is from RefSeq and is a predicted model, not a curated record. The transcript has 10 exons.